This is a messenger RNA of Trichoderma asperellum CBS 433.97, 1715 nucleotides long. The record is from RefSeq and is a predicted model, not a curated record. Lineage: Eukaryota; Fungi; Ascomycota; Sordariomycetes; Hypocreales; Hypocreaceae.
AUUUAUGCCUCACCGAUCAUACCGCCAAAAGCUGUCAUGAAAAAUGGCCAGGAAUCACAACGUGUCGGAUAAUACAUUUGGAAAUAAUGCAGCAUUUAUUCAGGGUGGCGUUAAAACAACAAUCAACAUUGGUUCCCCAGAAGAGGAGGAUAGCUCUUGGCUUGAAAAGAUUAGCCAAACGAAUCCUACCUAUGAUAAAAAACGUAUUUUAGAGUCAAAGGGACCGUUCUUGUAUAAGCCAUUUUGCUGGAUCCUGGAUAAUGAAGAUUUCAACAGGUGGCGCAAUACUGAAAAGAGCGGUGUGUUCUGGAUUAAAGGAGAUCCCGGGAAAGGGAAGACAAUGCUCCUCGGUGGUUUGAUCGAUAAUGUUGAGGAAAAUCCUGGAAAUAUUAAUCUUACCUAUUUCUUCUGUCAGGCCACAGACUCCAGGAUCAAUACUGCUACUGCGAUUAUCGGAGGCUUGAUAGUCUCGUUUAUUAAGCAGCAUCAAGAUUUUCGUCUAGAAAUAUACGAAAAGUAUAAAGGCGACUUGGAUAAACUUAACGGACCUGACGGAUGGUAUAUUCUGUCCGAUAUGUUUGAAGAAGUUACACAACAUCCGGAUUUACCAUACCCCGUCUGUAUUGUUGAUGCUCUUGAUGAGUGUGAGCAAGAACACGGCUGCAAACAACUUUUAAAGCUAAUUAUUGAGACGAGCGGCCGUGUCAAGUGGCUUAUUUCAAGCCGUAAUAUAACAGAGAUAGAGAGGGAACUCCAAGCAGUCGACUCUAGCCGAAGGCUAAGCCUGGAACUGAAAGAAAACGCUGAAUAUGUUACUAAAUCGGUUGAUCUAUAUAUCAACGAAUCUAUUCAGAAUAUCAUGGCAUUGAAAGGCGACGAAAAACUCCAGAUCAGGGUGACUAAUACCUUGAAAAGCAAAGCAAACGGCACCUUUCUAUGGGUAGCUCUUGUCAUUGAGCAAUUGCGUAAUACAAAGCAUCGCCAUGUAGAAAACGUGCUGGAAGAAAUACCAGAGGGCCUAGAAAACCUUUAUCAUCUGAUUUUAAAGCGAUUAGCUAAGCAAAAAGACAAGGAAGUCUACCAAAUCCUACUCUCCACCGUCACUACAGCUGAAAGACCUCUUCGUCUUGAAGAACUUCUUACAUUUAUAAGCUUCCAGUGGAAAGAUUAUAGAACCACACAUAGCUUGCGCGAUAUACAAGAUAUAGUAAAGGAUUGCAGAUCCUUUUUAUCUAUACGGGAUGACGAUAACACUGUUGAUUUUAUCCACCAGUCGGCGAAAGACUAUAUUAUGGGCGCUGCCUCUAAGAUUAUUUUCCCUUCAGGCAUCGAAUAUCAGCACUACAUAAUGUUUACAGCUUCGCUAAGAGCCAUGUUUCGCACACUUAAACAUAAUAUAUAUGGCCUUAAAGAUCCAGGGAGUGAUACCGCAACAAUUUCUCCGCCUAACCCAGAUCCAUUAGCGCCUAUAGCAUACUGUUGUGUAUUUUGGGUUGAGCACUUAUUUCGAAGCUGCGAUUCUGGAGCAUCACGAGAUAAAAUAUUCCUAAAGGAUGACAGAACUCUUCACUCCUUUCUCAGAGUCAAAUACCUAUGCUGGCUAGAAUCCCUGGCCCUCUUGCGCAGUCUUGUACCGCAAGGGGUAGAUGCUAUCCAGAAACUCCAAAAUCUCCUUUCCGGCUAUUAUAAAAGCGAGUUUAAUGGACGCCAUGUUC